This is a messenger RNA of Aureobasidium melanogenum CBS 110374, 906 nucleotides long. RefSeq lists its product as uncharacterized. The record is from RefSeq and is a predicted model, not a curated record. The coding region runs from base 1 to 906 and encodes 301 amino acids. Lineage: Eukaryota; Fungi; Ascomycota; Dothideomycetes; Dothideales; Saccotheciaceae. The transcript has a single exon.
AUGAACAAAUCACUUUUCUUAUCUCUACCGGUAGAGAUUCGAGACCAAAUCUACAGCUAUGUUCUAAUUGGUCUCGGUCCAUCUCGUCACAAGACUACACGCUGUGGUCCAGCAUACUACAUACAUGACUUCUGUUUGCGACCUUCACCAGCUGCUCGAAAGCUGAGGUAUCCGGACAUUCAUGCCAUAACCGCACGCGACCAUCCUCUUCUGAACACUUGCCAUCAAAUCGCCAAUGAGGGCUUCGACUUGUUCUUAAGCAAUAACGAAUUCAUUCAGGAUAUCCUUGUGACAAGUCUGACCACCUCUGCCUGCAAAUUCCUGAGUCUCUUCAUCAAAGGCAUCGGAGACAGAUUGCACCUAGUCCGACGAAUGGGACUCGCCAUCGAGGAACCUGACGAGGAUUUGCUGGCUAAACUCAUGAAUUGGCUGGUCACGGUCAGCAUUGCAGAAAGAAUUAGGACAGGAGUCAUGAUCUUGCGGGUAAAAAUCACUCGACCGACGAAAUCCCCUCCACUUUUUGAACCUACGGGAGAGUCUUGGACUAUCGCACCAAAAGAUGAAAGUCUGAUGGUGCUGAAUAUCGUUGCUGGUGAUGAAAAGGCCUCAUGGACAGAAUUUGAGAAGAGCAAAAAACUUGACUGGGAGGGUCGUCAAUGUGGAGCAGACCGAGUGCUCAGUUCAUGUCGUGCCGCAGGUAUGGAAAGUGUGAAGGACCGUGAAAAGGCAUGGCGAGAAGAGAGAAGAGUUUGGUGGGAAGAGACUUGGCAGACAAUGCGGGAGAAGUAUCAGGGCUGGCUGGAGAUAAUGGCCGACCUAAAGCAUAGGCCGAAGGUCGUUGUAGGUUGUGGUGACGGAGAGAUGGGCGUGCGAAGAUCGAGGAUGGGACACAACCAAACAAGUUGA